AAUUUUCUCACAUUGACGUAUAAAUGCAAUGCCCAUUUUUUUUUUUGAAAGUGUGGGGGUCUCGUUCAAAUGUAGUUUCGUUCGAGCUGUGCCUAUGUUCACAAUAUUGAUAGGAUUCAAUGGAACGUCAUUUGGUGGCAGUUUGCCAUACCUCUAGUGAAGGCAAUUAAACGAAAGGGGUAGUUAAUUCAAAGUCGAAAUGUACAUUCAACUGUGGCAACACGUAACAGUAGCAGUUAUAAUAGAAGCCACCAACUACAAGGUGCGUGUGUGCUGUGCGCGCGCCCGUGAGCGUGUGUUCGGAAAACGAACGUAUGUGGGUGUAAAACGAGGACUACACAGAGCAGAGCACACGCCUCACUCUUCACUGUGAUCAAAUUUGUUUCGAACAAGAACGUAGAUGUGUGUAUCAAAAUUAGUUACAUGUAGAGGAAUCCGUACUUGUGUUUUGUGUUAAACUCUGUAAUCGAAACAACAAUAAUAAUUAGGCAGCACGGUGAGAAUUGGAAACGUUACACGGAACCGACAGCACGGUGUUAUAGCGACGGGGUGGUGGCGGCAUUAAACAAGUUCGUAAACACGGAUUCUGUAAAAUAAUUGCACCGCAGCUAGACUGGCUCGGAACGGUGAAGCACGGGGGGCAGAGUCUCCCGAUACAUCACCGGAAGGCGGAGCCACCUGCUGGUGGUCCCCCUGGUCAGCGAUGGGUUGCUUCGGAUCGGCCGGAUCGAAACAAUCGGACUCUAACAGCUCUGAGGAUACCAAAAGUCAAAAACGACGGAGUGAUGCCAUUACGCGACAGCUGCAGAAAGAUAAACAGGUUUACAGAGCCACUCAUAGACUGUUAUUGCUGGGUGCUGGAGAGUCCGGUAAAUCAACAAUCGUUAAACAAAUGAGAAUUUUGCAUGUUAACGGAUUUUCCGAUACUGAACGGAAACAGAAAAUAGAGGAUAUAAAAAAGAAUAUCAGAGAUGCCAUAUUGACAAUUACUGGUGCAAUGAGCACACUUACACCUCCUAUUCCAUUAGAAAAACCAGAAAACCAGUCAAGAGUGGAUUAUAUUCAAGAUUAUGCAUCAGGUCCCGACUUCAAUUAUCCACCAGAGUUCUACGAAAACACUGAAGAAUUGUGGAAAGAUCGUGGCGUGCAGCAAACCUAUGAGCGAUCGAAUGAAUACCAAUUAAUUGAUUGUGCUAAAUACUUUCUGGAUCGUGUUAGUGAAAUCAAGCAGCCUAAUUAUACUCCAACCGAACAGGAUAUACUGAGAUGUCGUGUUUUGACGUCGGGUAUAUUCGAAACUAGGUUUCAAGUUGAUAAGGUUAACUUUCACAUGUUCGAUGUCGGAGGUCAGCGGGAUGAACGACGAAAGUGGAUUCAGUGUUUUAACGAUGUCACUGCAAUUAUUUUCGUGACAGCGUGCUCUAGUUAUAAUAUGGUCCUGCGAGAGGAUCCAACACAAAAUCGGCUGAGAGAAUCGCUGGAACUGUUCAAAAGUAUUUGGAAUAAUCGAUGGUUGCGAACAAUAUCUGUAAUAUUGUUUCUGAAUAAACAAGACUUGUUAGCCGAGAAAAUCAAAGCCGGCAAAAGUAAACUUUCCGACUACUUUAGCGAAUUUAAUCGUUACCAGACGCCGGCUGAUGCCGUUUGUGAAAUGGGAGAGGAACCUGAAGUGAUUAGGGCGAAAUAUUUCAUAAGAGAUGAAUUUCUGCGUAUAUCCACAGCCAGUGGUGAUGGCAAACACUAUUGCUAUCCUCACUUUACCUGUGCGGUGGACACCGAAAACAUAAAAAGAGUUUUCAACGAUUGUCGAGACAUCAUUCAAAGAAUGCAUCUGCGACAAUACGAGUUGUUAUAGAUAUACUUAACGAUUUCGAUGCAACCUGGUCGUCUCAUUUUAGUUGUGUCUACCGUAAAAAUAUCAAACCUAGCCAAACUUUACUAAUUUUAUAAAAAAAUAAAAAUAUAGAUUAUUUAUUAAUCGCAAAAAAAACUAUACAUACUAAACAAAAAAAAAACAUCAGCUAAGCAAAGAAAAAAAAAACAACCAACCAAAAGUGAUUUGCACCUGAAAUCACACGUUCAUACAAUCGCAUCAAGACACACCCUCGCUGAAGGCAGAAGUGUUGGAAUAUAUAGCUUCUAGAGGUGACAUCUUUACUAGAGUCAAAUACAGUAAGUUUGUAGUCAAACCAAAACACUACCCACAUGCACACAAGUAAUAACGAUUGUAUUAUCGACCGAUGUGUAAGCAGAUCAUUCUCUGGACAAAAUCAGUGCUGGAGAUCUUAAGUUGAUCAGAGAAAUGAUAAAAAAUCUAAUGAACAAAAGGAAAAACAAAAUAACACAGUAGUCGUCGUCGUUACUAUUAAUUGCAAACAAACAAAUAUGAUUACAAAAAAAAAACCUAACGUUUGAUAGAAAAGCAACUAAACAGUGUGUUUAUAUAAUGAAUGAAGGAAACAUCCUAAAAGAACAACAAUGAUUCACCGCCAUAUGACGAAAUUAAAAAGAAAUAGUAAAAGAACAAUCGAAAAAAAUAUAAAGCAAAUUACUUGGGAGAAAUUUGGCGAGUAUCAGAAAAUCAGAAAACAUAUGUAUGUGGUAUAAGCAUAAAUAAAAAAAAAUGUAGCAGAAGGAAGCCGCAAUCACAGUAGUGGCGAGGAAAAAACUAAGUCUUAGUCUGUGAACCGUUCUUAAUUUUUGAUCAAUUCUAGUUUUUGAUGGAGUGCAUAAACUGAGAACAAAUUAAACAAUCGACACACAAACACUUGCAGAAUACCUACAAACAAAGAUAUAUGUAUACAUUUAGGUUACAGUUACGCUUCGCAUACAGCAAAAAUCAAGAAACAAAGGUUAACUGAACAGGUUAAUCAUUACUAGCGUAGUUUCAUUUCGUUUAGGAGAAAGUGGCUUCUAAAUUCGUCCAAAAAUUAAUAUGCGCUAUUGUAGUAGAACUUUUUUCCAGUAUUUUUUAAUUAUUGUAACUUGUAUACAUAUUUUAUUAAAAAUAUAUAUAUAUAUAUUUUGUUUUAGAGAAUUUUACCAUCUCUGUUGAAGGCGUGAUGAAGAUCGAAAGAAAUAUAAGGAAUCGUUUUUGUUUAUGUAUUUAAUAAUUUAUAAUGUAUAUGUUUUAUGUUUAUCCUGUGACAUAUAUAGUAAAUAAAUGGUAAAAAGGUAAACAAUACAAAAAACCAUAAGCAUACUGUAGGGUAAAUUUUCAAAUUAGCAGCUUAACAACAAGUGAACUGAGAAUUAGUGUUGUUCUGUGCGAAUGUUCUAGGAACGGCAGCAGCACAUUAGGCUUUUUAUAGUCGCAGUGAUCAAUUUUUCGACGAAUCAGUAGGACUGUUUAUAUCCUCUCAAGGUAAUUUAAUUCAACAUGAGGCAGAGCAUAUGUAAACAGCUCUACUGAACUGUCAAAGAAAAAUCCAGUUCAUUUGUGAUGUUACGAUAAAAAACCUUAUAGAGAAUGAAAUGUUUCUGAAAAUGUUUAUUUUUUUCAGGAUACGAGCGGGAUUGAAUCUCGAAAUAUUUCAAAGGUAUAGCAAAAACUGAACCGACGCAAAUUGCAUUUUAUUUCCGAUGUAUUAUUUAGAAAUACGCAAUGAUAAUAGUGAUGAUAUAUCACUUGUUUUAAGUUGGUUUGAAAAAUGUAUAUUAACCCAUCAUACUGUGCGGAAGGCACUGAUAGAUUCGUUGAUAUAUUGUGACAGCUGAAAUCAGAAAUCUUUAAAAAUGCACGUUCUUCCGGAACUAACCCAUUUUUGGAGGAUACACCGUUACUACAUAAAAUGUCACACUUUCAGCAUAUAUCGGCCCUUAUUAUUGGUAUCACUUCACGGUGAAAAUCGAGUGAAGUGAAUUUAAGUUCUUAGCACGGAAGUCGCUUCAAAGACAAAAGUAAUUAUUUGUAUGAACUUGAUGUCAUUAUGAACAUCACGCCACCAACAUUUCGUUGAAAAACUGAGUUUUUUGCACUACAGUGAUCACUUCACUAUGCGUGAUACUGGUAAUAGGGAAAAUCAAGUGAAGUGACAUGUAAGUGAAGUGAAUGUGAAAGUGAAAGUGAGAACGGUAAUAAGGGUCAUCAAUGAGUGACUGCUAAAUUGCAAUUUACAAAUGAAACAAACAGUCGUGCUUCGCUAUAAACACAAAGUACAUCACAAGUUGCGUAAUACGUACCACCCAAAAAUUUUAACACAUGAACGUCACCUUUCACUAAAACCGUGUCAUACAUAUAUAUAUUUGAAUUAUUAUAGCUUAGGAAAUUUUGUUGCAAUAUGUUAUUUACUCUUUGUGUUAUACUACUUUUAGCUAUCGGAUGUCAUCCAAAAACAUUUGUUGCAUCAUAAAAUUUUAAUCUCUAAAUUUCAUCCAACGUGGAAUGAAACUAGGUAUCGCUAUUGUUAAUAAGUUUCACACUUAUGCCAGCAAACAAAAACACAAACACAACCUAAGUAGACUAGAGCGAAUCUUAGCGCAAAAUGAGAGACGAGAUCAGAGAUACAGCAGAAUACUAUGUACAUUAUACUGUUAUUUAUUUUAAUCCGUUUGCGGAAAACGCUAAACCUUGUUGAAUUCAUGAAAUAUGAAUCACACACUCUCUCCGCCCCUCCCAGAGAUAACCAGAUUUUAUUGUUAACUAUCCUAUAUAAUAUAUUUUAGUCGAGAUUGAUAGGCAGUAUAGAGAAAAUAAAACACAGACACAAAUACAGACACAAUAGAAAACAAACGGAAUGGAUACAGAUAUGCGGGAAUCGUGUAUAACUUUUUACAUAGUUGUUUAGAUUAUAUGAGAAAUAUUAAUGAAAAAAUACAAAAAUAAGAAAAGAAUAUAGUCAUAACCCUAAAGAAUGAGAGAUACAAAGUCGCACAAAUAGAGGAGAAAAUCGAUCCAAAAACUGUGAGAAAUAAAGCAAGCAGAAAUGUAACCAAGUUUUAUUUGUUUGGUUUGUUGUA
Malaya genurostris is the source of this 4959-nucleotide messenger RNA. It is a transcript of the gene Galphas, whose product is annotated as guanine nucleotide-binding protein G(s) subunit alpha. Gene Ontology annotation, molecular function: G protein-coupled receptor binding; G-protein beta/gamma-subunit complex binding; GTP binding. Gene Ontology annotation, cellular component: heterotrimeric G-protein complex. The record is from RefSeq and is a predicted model, not a curated record. NCBI's taxonomy places the organism in Eukaryota, Metazoa, Arthropoda, Insecta, Diptera, Culicidae. The coding region runs from base 704 to 1855 and encodes 383 amino acids. The transcript has 11 exons. Gene Ontology annotation, biological process: sensory perception of chemical stimulus; adenylate cyclase-activating dopamine receptor signaling pathway.